UAUUGGGACUUCAAUUAUUUUUCCGCACCAUUACAAUAUUUCCUCGCACUAGAAAGCGGUGGGUUCGGAACGCGAGUUGCCAUUUGGGUCUGUAUUUGGGUCGAUCGAUACAGCGGCUGCCAUCUUGUGAGGAAGGAAAGAAACGACGAAGAGCGAAGCGUCGGAUGCAAGGGUCCCCAAGUUUAAACUUUGAUUUUUAAACGCGUGACGAGACUUUAACCGCCCCCCGAAAAGGGGUUGAAUUUUUCCUUGAGACUGGCUUUUCUUUGCUACGAUCAUGGGUUCAUCACAGCAGUUUUCACUACGAUGGAACAAUUACCUUCAUCACAUCACUAGUGCCUUUGACUCGUUACGAUCUGAUUUAGAUCUUGUAGAUGUGACACUAAGCUGUGAAGGUAAAAAAAUUAAAGCUCAUAAGAUGCUUUUAUCAGCAUGCAGUUCAUAUUUCAAAGACUUAUUUAAGGAAAAUCCCUGCCAGCAUCCUGUCAUAGUGUUCCGUAAUGUUAACUUCUCUGACUUAGAAGCACUGAUAGACUUUAUGUAUCAAGGUGAAGUUAAUGUUGUGCAAGAGCAGUUAGCCUCAUUCCUCACCACAGCCGAGCUGUUGGCUGUUCAAGGGUUAACCGAUGGGAACGCAAAAGAUUUGACUGAAAACCUUGAAGAGGAAAACUCGGAACCCACUGAAGAAACUGUGACUGAAAUAGACGCUCAUACACUAAAACGUACCAACAGCUCUACUAAUAAUACCACUUUUAAUACUCCUAAUUUAAGUCCUGCAUCACCUCAGGCUAAAAGAAAGAAGUGGAGUGCCCCAGCAACAGCCUCUGCUGCCUCUGCUACAAGUCAUAAGUCAAGAAAUAGUAGUAAUGAAACUAAACAAUUAUCUCGAACUAGUUUAAGCAGUGGUGUAAAUUCUGUGGACAUUAUUCCUGUUCUGCCACAAGUCAAAGUAGAAAUGCCGGACUUUUUAGAAGCUGAUUCAGAUCAGAUUAGUUUUAAUAAUUCAGAGCCAGUGGAGAAUCCUUUAGAAGACAUAUCAAGUCUAGAACAUAAUUUAUCAGCAGCCGUUGGAAGCAGUAAAGAAGAGUCAUUAGAUGUUUAUGGAGGCAAUUCAAGUGACACGGGUGAAAUAACUGGGGAGCAGAUGACACCAGCAGAAUUAAGCCAAGUCCUAGCCAAAGCCGGUCCAUCCAGUGAGGGUUCACAGGAUUCACUACAGGCGCGCACGCAGCGACGCCCCGCGCGGCCCUUCGUGAUCAAGGUGCGGCCCGCCGAGGACGAGGCCCGGCAGCCCCGGCAGCCGCCGGCCCGGCGCCCCCCCAUCCCGGUCAGGAAGCGGUCCUCCGAGAACGAGGCCCGGCGGCUGCAGGUGCGCCUGUCCCGCCUGUCGCCCGGCCUCGAGCCGCCCGCCCCGCCCGGCCCCGCCCGCGACCCGCUGGAGCUGCCGCCGCCGCCGUCGCCGUCCAGCUCGGCCCACUCGUGCGAGGUGUGCGGCAAGCAGUACGGCCACCCCAUGUCGCUCAUCCAGCACCGGAAGAUCCACCUGGGCUCCACCACCUGCUCCGUGUGCCACAAGGUGCUCAACCGGACGCACGACCUCAAGAUCCACAUGGCGCUCAAGCACGGCGCCAUCGGCGGCAAGGUCCCCGCCGCCCAGGCCCAGGACGCCGUCAAGGACACGGGGGCCGCCCAGGGGGGCGCCCAGCAGCGUGCGGCUCAGGGGAGCAGCACCCCCGGCGGCGCUCAACGGGCAGCCCAGGGGGUCGCCCGAUAGAAGUACUCUACUCGAGCACGGCGCCGUUUGCAACCAGUGCGCCGCCAAGGACACUGCCCAGCCCAGGGCGGCACUCGGGGAGCACCCAGGGGGGCACGGGGGCACCCGGUAGGAGUACGCUACUCAAGCGGCGGUUUUAUUGUAACAUAUUACUCAAUGUUUUCGUUUCUCGACGGUCCGCCUGCUUUUUGUUGUUUUUGUUUCAUUUUCAUCUCCCAUCUCGUACAGUGUGUGGGAUGGGUGGUUCCGUAUGUUUGCCACAGCAGCAUCUUUUCGUUGGGUUUCUAUUGAACGAGGACUUCGCCCCUCCUCUCUCUCUCCUCUCUUGUCACUCCUGUCCACAUAAUCUUCCUACCCGCCCAGGGCCCAGCCGCCGUCGAGCGGGCUGCCAAAAGGAGAAUGAAAACAAUAUAAAUAUGUGCUUUCCCGAUUCCUCUAAAAAGAAAUAUCUAAAACGAAAAAUUUAAGAAUGAGAAAAAAAACAACAAACUAACUGUGGCCUGUGGUCUGCUUGUUU
Frankliniella occidentalis (western flower thrips) is the source of this 2291-nucleotide messenger RNA. Its product is annotated as broad-complex core protein isoforms 1/2/3/4/5. Gene Ontology annotation, molecular function: protein binding. Gene Ontology annotation, biological process: regulation of transcription by RNA polymerase II. Bases 278 to 1774 code for a protein of 498 amino acids. NCBI's taxonomy places the organism in Eukaryota, Metazoa, Arthropoda, Insecta, Thysanoptera, Thripidae. The transcript is spliced from 6 exons. Gene Ontology annotation, cellular component: nucleus. The record is from RefSeq and is a predicted model, not a curated record.